Messenger RNA from Mucor mucedo, 684 nucleotides. RefSeq lists its product as uncharacterized. The record is from RefSeq and is a predicted model, not a curated record. Lineage: Eukaryota; Fungi; Mucoromycota; Mucoromycetes; Mucorales; Mucoraceae. The coding region runs from base 1 to 684 and encodes 227 amino acids. The transcript has 4 exons. Gene Ontology annotation, molecular function: actin filament binding; phosphatidylinositol binding. Gene Ontology annotation, cellular component: actin cortical patch. Gene Ontology annotation, biological process: actin filament bundle assembly; actin cortical patch localization.
AUGGCCAACACAGCCACCAAGACAAGCCCCACUUUCAAUAGUCCUAUUCCUGGUAAUUUGGCAGAAGAAUGUGCCAAGGCUUCUCGAAUCCUUGAGCAAUUCAUCAUUAAAGAUGAGGUUGAAAACGGAUUCGAUACAAUUAUUCCUGUUUCAGUAAUCAAACAAGCAAAAGGCCUUGCCAUUUUCACAGUUGUCAAGGCAGGAUUUCUCUGGAGUGGACGUGCUGGUAGUGGUGUUGUAGUAGCAAAAUGGAGUGCCCCCAGUUGUAUUGCAACCGGUGGUGUUGGUUUUGGUGCACAAAUUGGUGCUGAUAUCACAGAUUUUGUCUUGAUCUUAAAUAGUGAUGAGGCUGUCAGAGCAUUUUCUCAAGGCGGUAAUCUUACCUUAGGUGGUAACCUUUCCGUAAGUGUAGGUCCCAUCGGUGCGGGUGGUGAGGCUAGUAUCGCUGGUGAUAUACGUGAUAAAAAGGUCGCUCCUAUCUUUUCUUACACCAAAUCAAAGGGUCUCUUUGCCGGUAUGUCGAUUGAAGGUACAGGUUUAUUAGAGUUGCAAAAGGCCAAUGCCACUUUUUACGGCCAAGCUUUACGUGCUGACGCAAUCUUGCGUGGUGAUAUUCCUCCUCCCGCUGAAGCCAAGAUUUUGUACGAUACCAUUACCAAAGCCGAAAGUCGUGAAGCUUAUUAA